UUUCUACGAAGGGUGACCUAUUUGAUUUCAAGGGCUGCAGUUACAAUGUAACACAAGACGUUUUGAAUAUGUUUUGAUACACCUAUGAUGACUUUGGUUUUCGAUUAUGAUAUACGUUUAUAGUGCAUUUGAAUAAUAUAUUCGCAACCGUCAGUAGAACAGCUGCACGAUUGCUUGAUUCACUGAUCGACAAGGCAGAAAUGGUUUAGUCGAAGGAUGGCCACGGUGGGCAUAAACAAGCAGGGCACAGCAGCAACGAUGGAAACUUGCGUUCGCCAUGGAAAGGGGGCAACUGGAAACACAGUAAAGGUACUCGAGUGUGGAGUGUGUGAGGAUGUCUUCUCUCUCCAAGGGGACAAGGUGCCCCGGCUGCUGCUCUGUGGUCACACCGUUUGCCACGACUGUCUAACGCGGCUUCCGCUGCAUGGCAGGGCAGUCCGUUGCCCAUUCGACCGACAAGUCACCGAACUGGGGGACUCGGGAGUGUGGGGGUUGAAGAAGAACUUUGCUCUGUUGGAGCUGUUGGAGAGGCUGCAGAAUGGGGCGUCCAACCAGUCCGGCAUGGCAGAGGAUGCGCUGAAAGGCAUGGGAGAGUGUAUAAUCCGCUGUGACGAGGACGAGAGCCACACGGCCUCCAUGUACUGCACGGUCUGCGCCACCCACCUGUGCGCCGACUGCUCCCAGCUCACCCACUCCACCCGCACCCUGGCCAAGCAUCGCAGGGUGCCCCUGGCGGACAAACCGCACGAGAAGACCCUGUGCACGCAGCACCAGGUCCACGCCAUUGAGUUCGUCUGCCUGGAGGACGCCUGCCAGCCGGGCCCCCUCAUGUGCUGUGUGUGCAAGGAGUAUGGAAAACACCAGGGACAUAAGCACGCCGUCCUGGAGGCGGAGGCCAACCAGAUCCGCGCGUCCAUCCUGGACAUGGCCCACUGCAUCCGCAGCUUCACCGAGGAGGUGUCCGACUACUCCCGCAAGCUGGUGGGCAUCGUGCAGCAGAUCGAAGGAGGGGAGCAGAUUGUCGAGGACGGGGUCGGCAUGGCCCACACCGAACAUGUCUCGGGCACGGCGGAGAGCGCCCGCUCCUGUGUGCGCGCCUACUUUGCCGACCUCCACGAGACGCUGCGCCGGCAGGAGGAGAUGGCGCUGAGCGUGGUGGACGCCCACGUCCGCGAGAGGCUCAUCUGGCUCAGGCAGCAGCAGGAGGACAUGACCAUCCUGCUGUCGCAGGUCUCCACCGCCUGCCUGCACUGCGAGAAGACCCUCCAGCAGGAUGACUGCCGGGUCGUGCAGGCCAAGCAGGAGAUCAACCGGCUGCUGGAGACCCUGCAGAAGCAGCAGCAGCAGUUCACUGAGCUGGCCGACCACAUCCAGCUGGACGCAGGCAUCCCCGUCACCUUCACCAAGGACAACCGAGUUCACAUCGGUCCAAAGAUGGAGAUCCGGGUGGUGACUCUGGGCCUGGACGGAGCGGGGAAGACAACCAUCCUCUUCAAGCUGAAACAGGACGAGUUCAUGCAGCCCAUCCCAACCAUAGGGUUUAACGUGGAAACGGUGGAGUACAAGAAUCUCAAGUUCACCAUCUGGGACGUGGGUGGCAAGCACAAGCUGCGUCCUCUAUGGAAGCACUAUUACCUGAACACGCAAGCGGUGGUGUUUGUGAUUGACAGUUGCCACAGAGACAGGCUGAUGGAGGCCCACAGCGAGCUGGCCAAGCUGCUGACGGAGAAGGAGUUGAGAGACGCUCUGCUUCUCAUCUUCGCCAACAAGCAGGACGUCCCGGGGGUGGUGUCUGUGGAGGAGAUGACGGAGCUGCUGAGCUUACACAAGCUGUGCUGCGGGCGGAGCUGGCACGUCCAGGGCUGCGACGCUCGUAGCGGGGCGGGCCUUCACGAGGGGCUGGACUGGCUCUCCAGGCAGCUGGUGGCUGCUGGGGUCCUAGACGUGGCUUAGACCCGAUCCCUCCCGAAUCCCCACUGCCUCUUGGCCCCUUCCCUCCCUUCCUCCUCCCGCCUCUUUCCCCCCACCCCUCUCCUUCCUUCUCCCGCCCUCCUCUCUUCCCUCCCUCCCUCGCCCCCCUUCCCUCCCCCGAUCACGGACUUGUUUACCCCAGCAUUAUUGUUUGUCUUUCACCAACUAACUCUGUUUGAAAGUGGGCGGUGGAACAAAAAUGUCCAGUUUUUGUCCAGAUGUUACCAGUAGCUAAAGUCCUGGCCUCGUCUAGGAUGAAUCCAAUUCUUGUGCAAGAUAUGAAUAUCUAUCCUCUAUAAUAGCAUGGUUCAGAACAUUUACAAACCUGUGAAGGUUCUCACUCCUUAGGUCUUUCUGGUGACAUCUCUGCUGUGACAAGGCUUGGCUCAUAAAUUCAUUAAAUGGUCCAAUAUCUUAAAAUGCAGCUUUUCUGCUGCCUUGGUGUCUUAUAAGCAAUAGGAGGAAGUGAGGUCACACUUCAUGGGUUCUAUACAUUUGGUUUAUUUUGGGUACUGCUUCCUUUAUUUUGACAACUGGGGUUGAAAUGUCAUCCAAGUUGAGGCAUUGGAUGGGAUUUGUUUAUUUUAUUGAAAAGUUCCCAAAAAAUCGCAGUUUACUGAUAUUUGUUUUAUUUUAUUUAUGGGUUUGGUUGAGAGUAACGUUAUGGAAGUUGAUUGUGGGAAAUGUUUGAACUGUAUAUAAAUAUGCGUUCAUUUUGCCUCCUAUUUUGUGGAGUGUCGUACGCAGAACGCAUUGGAUGCACUUCUGCAUCCGACUUCAUUUGAAACCAAAUGGAGAAAAGUCUGUUUAUUAAUAAGACAUCAUGUUCUAAAUUAUUAGCGCAAAAUAAUGUUACCCUUUUUAACUGACUUACACCCAUCUCUUCAGUCAUCUGUUCAAACUCCUGUCUGGAGUGCUUAGGAAUUGUUACACGUUACAUUAACUAUGCAGUACAUGUGACACGUAGAUAAACAUGAACAUCUCUGAAAAUUCUGUGUUAUUGUAUCGGAGAACCAUCCUUUGGUUUGAAUUAAUUUUCCUCAUUGCUAUGUAAUGUUUACUUGUAUCUAUGUAUAAAAAAAUACUGCAUGUGUUGGUGAAAGCCUUUCCUCGCUUAAGGAUCUCAAUUUGUGAAAAUAUUCUAUUUCUGAUGUGAGUUUUUGCAACAUUUAGCCCCGUGCACAUCUACACGUUUGUUACAAGUGGACUUGAUAAUGGCUUUUGUAAAUCAUUCAUGAUGUGCCGCUAUGAAAUAAAAAGCAGGUGAUGU
This is a messenger RNA of Osmerus eperlanus (European smelt), 3241 nucleotides long. It is a transcript of the gene trim23, whose product is annotated as tripartite motif containing 23. Bases 217 to 1953 code for a protein of 578 amino acids. NCBI's taxonomy places the organism in Eukaryota, Metazoa, Chordata, Actinopteri, Osmeriformes, Osmeridae. Gene Ontology annotation, biological process: vesicle-mediated transport; intracellular protein transport. The transcript has 11 exons. The record is from RefSeq and is a predicted model, not a curated record. Gene Ontology annotation, molecular function: GTPase activity; zinc ion binding; GTP binding. Gene Ontology annotation, cellular component: plasma membrane; lysosomal membrane; cytoplasm.